This is a messenger RNA of Didymosphaeria variabile, 2040 nucleotides long. RefSeq lists its product as uncharacterized. Gene Ontology annotation, biological process: DNA replication initiation. Gene Ontology annotation, cellular component: nucleolus. NCBI's taxonomy places the organism in Eukaryota, Fungi, Ascomycota, Dothideomycetes, Pleosporales, Didymosphaeriaceae. The transcript has a single exon. Gene Ontology annotation, molecular function: chromatin binding. The record is from RefSeq and is a predicted model, not a curated record. Bases 1 to 2040 code for a protein of 679 amino acids.
AUGUCGCGUACGAUACCCACGGCGAAGAGGCGGCGCUUGUCGCCUCCGGAAGAGAACGAUAACGCUGCUCAGCCGCUCAGAACCCCCAAGGCCAGCUACCUCGCCAAUGCGGCGAAAUGGGACCUCGAACAGGACUACGAACAGCGACCGAGGAAGCAGAAGAAGCAAAAAGAGGCUGCAAAGCUUCCUGUGAGGACAACCGAGGGAUGGCAGGCACAUCCAACGACGAACGAGACACAGGAAGAAGAAGUCUCGGACAGCUUUCUAGGCUCUGGGAGCGAGGGAGAGGGGGGCGAAGAGGAGGAAGUGGUGGAAGAGAAGCCAAAGGUGUCGCCAAAGCAACAGAUACUGGAGGCCAAGGAGGAGGUCGCGCGAAUAGCUGGGCUGGUCAAUGAAGACCCCGAAGAGCACAUUGGUGCGCUGAAAACUCUGGCCGCACUUGCAGCAUCGAGAAACACCACUGUACGGAAGCUGACUCUGGUGGCGCAAUCGGCUAUUUUCAAGGACUUGAUCCCUGGUUAUCGCAUACGACCGCUUUCCGACGAGGCCAUGGGCGAGAAGGUGUCCAAGGAAGUUCGGAAACUCCGCGCAUUCGAGCAAAAGCUCGUUUCGGGGUACCAGGCAUACGUGCAGGAUCUGGGCAAGGCGGCAAAGAAGAGCGGCGGCGACUCUGCUGCUGCAAGUGUUGCUUCAGUAGCCAUCAGUUGCGCAUGCAGCAUGUUGCUGGCGGUACCACACUUCAAUUUUCGGGGAGAGCUUCUUGGGAUCAUCAUUGGCAAGUUGAGCAUGCGACACGUGGAUGCAGAUUUCGUCAAAUGUCGAUCGACACUGGAAAAACUGUUCGAAGAGGACGAGGAAGGGAACGCAUCCUUGGAAGCUGUCACCAUGUUGACCAAGAUGAUGAAGAGCAGGAAUUACCACUUCGACGAGAGCGUGCUCAACACGUUCCUUCACUUGCGCCUGCUAUCCGAAUUCUCCCAGAAAGCCUCUUACAAUUCCGUCGAUAAGGCGGAGCCAGAAUGGAUCAAUGGCAAGAAGAUCAAGCAACAGCGCGAGUUCCGAACCAAAAGGCUAAGGAAGACGCUGAAGGAGAAUAAGAAGAUCGAAAAGGAAAUGAAAGAGGCUGACGCUGCGGUUAGCCACGAGGAGCGAGACAGAAUGCAGGCGGAAACGCUGAAGAUGGUCUUCGUCGCAUACUUCAGGAUUUUGAAGGCGCGUUCGGGAAAGCUCAUGGGUGCUGUCCUGGAGGGCUUGGCGAAGUACGCACAUCUUAUCAACCAGGACUUCUUCGGGGACAUUCUGGAGGCUUUACGCGACAUCAUCAGCACAGCAGAGCUUUCAGAAGCUGCGCAAGCAGACGAUGACGAGGAGGAAGAGGAGGAAGAAGAUGACAACGAGCUGCCGGAGAGGAAUAUCACGCGUGAGUCGCUUCUUUGCGUGAUCACAGCUUUCGCCCUGUUGCAAGGUCAAGACGUUACCAAGUCUGCGUCGGCCAUGAAGCUGGAUCUCAGCUUCUUCAUCACACAUCUAUACCGCACGUUGCACGCAGUGUCCCUCAAUCCGGACGUUGAGUUGAGCGCAAAGUCGCUGCACCUCGCCGAUCCCCACUCCGCGGAAGCACAACCACAAGCUGCGGCAACCAACAAAAUCAACGUCCAAACCACCAUCGUCCUGCUCAUCCGGUCGUUGUCUUCAAUCCUGCUUCCCGCGCAAGCUUUACGCGCCGUUCCGCCGAACCGUAUUGCAGCAUUCUGCAAGCAGCUGAUGACUGUAUCCCUGCAGCUACCCGAGAAGUCAUGUACAGCGAUGCUCGGACUGCUCAACCAAGUCACCAAAGCGCACGGUCGCAAAGUCAAUGCGCUAUGGAUAACCGAAGAGCGCCGCGGGGACGGUGUGUUCGACGCGCUGAAGCCCGAAAUCGAAGGCAGCAACCCGUUCGCGGGCACUGUCUGGGAGGGCGAGCUUUUGCGAAAACAUUUCAGUCCAACAAUACGGGACGCGGUCGUUGGUAUCGAGAAGAAUGUCAUGGAGUCGAGAUAG